UUAAAAACACGCAUGUGUGCGGGGAUAAAUUAGAAUGAACGAAACGUGUUUCUUAUACAUCGCGUUGCCGGUUUAAGGCGAAUUCAGAGACGCCAAAGCGGAACCUUUACGCUGUUCGCGUGUUAGACGGUCGGUUUUGUGUGAAGGAACCGUGUGUUCCCCCAGCUGAUCCAUCUCGACAAAAAAGAAGAUCAUGAGCAAAGACUCCCAGAUGAGGGCUGCAAUAAACCAAAAGCUGAUAGAAAUGGGGGAACGGGAGCGGUUGAAGGAGUUGCUCAGGGCGAAGCUGGUGGAGUGCGGAUGGAAGGAUCAGCUCAAAGCACAAUGCAAAGAUGUGAUCAAAGAAAAGGGUCUGGAGCACGUCACAGUGGAGGACCUUGUCACAGAAGUCACACCAAAAGGCAGAGCACUCGUGCCGGACAGCGUGAAGAAGGAGCUCCUGCAGAGAAUCCGAGCUUUUCUUGCUCAACACGCAACCUUGUGAAUGGGACGUGUCACCGUCUAGACACCUUUUUACUCACAAUUCAAAUCCAAAACUUGUGUUUGUUUUCAUUGUGAGUGAUGCUCAAGUGUUAUCAUUUUUUUAUCUUGUAUUGUGUGUUUUCAUAUGGAUUUUAGUUUGUCAUGCAGCAGUUUUUUGGGGGGGGGGAAUAAAGUAAUGCCUAUUUUUGGUCAAUCAGA
Messenger RNA from Pungitius pungitius (ninespine stickleback), 681 nucleotides. RefSeq names its product transcription and mRNA export factor ENY2-2-like. The transcript has 5 exons. Bases 194 to 484 code for a protein of 96 amino acids. Gene Ontology annotation, molecular function: chromatin binding; transcription coactivator activity. Gene Ontology annotation, biological process: regulation of transcription by RNA polymerase II; poly(A)+ mRNA export from nucleus; positive regulation of DNA-templated transcription. The record is from RefSeq and is a predicted model, not a curated record. Gene Ontology annotation, cellular component: DUBm complex; SAGA complex; nuclear pore. NCBI's taxonomy places the organism in Eukaryota, Metazoa, Chordata, Actinopteri, Perciformes, Gasterosteidae.